UCAACAAUGCAAUACCCAUAACAUGUUAGAGUUAAACUCUACUCAUUUUUUCUCUCGGGUUGAUUGAUGUUUUAUUUUAUUUGUACUUGUUUUAACAAAAAUUACUAAUGUUGUGAAUAUUUCUUUAUAUUGUGUCUUGUUGGUGACAUAAUAAUCAACAAGAUGUCUGAAAAUAAUCACACUAUAGACCAUGGGUCACCUUCAAAUGAGACCAACCAGAAUGAAUCUAUCAUCAAAAAUGCUGAAGCAUUCUCAUCUAGCAUCAAAGUUCUCAAUCAAUUUAUCAGUCAUCUUCUCAGUGAGAUGAAAGUGAAAUUUAGCAGCCAUCCUGUCAAAAUUGCCGAUAUGGCAAGAUAUGACAUGUUUGUUUUGGAAACUUUGGUCAUCAAAACCAUGAUUUGUCUGGAUGGUUGUCUAAGUGUGAUCAAUGAGAAUAGCUCAACCCCAUCUUUAUCAACAUCUGCUAGUAAUACUACUACUACAUCCUCUAUCCAAAGAAGAGAAACUGACACUGGUCGAUUAACAAGUCAAGAAUCAAAGAGUUUAAAUGAUACUCGUACCAAUGCUGCUGAAAUUUUGCCCAACAUUAUUCAGUUGAUCGACCUUUUCUUUCAUCAGAUAAGGUGGACCAUUCUUAACUAUUUACCUAAUGAGGACGAUAAUCUGAAAAAUGUAAAAACCUUGAAAGCAUAUGAUUCACUACUGCGAAUGACAACAGUCAAAGCUGUCGGUAAACUGGGUCCUUUUGCUAUGUCAAUUGUCAAUUAUCUACCCAAGAGCUUACUUGAAGCUGUAGACAAAUGGAAUACUAUUCAAUUAGAAUCAAAUUUACCAAGUGCAGGAUCUCUUUGGCGUAAAGAAUUCACCUCUUCAGUUUUACCACCAGAGACAUUUGCAUUUUCAUUACAAAACUUCCAUUUUAGUGCGCUCACAACUAGUUAUUCCUCCGAUGAAUCUUGUUUCGUUACAGAAAACGCAAACCUCAAGCAUGUAACCAGUACUUUAUUGAAAGCUGCCGAAGAAAUAUUUUUAUGGUCAACUUCUAAUGGCUCCAACCAUUUCCAAAGUCAGCUGAAAGAAGAUUUUGCCAAAAUCCUGAUUCCUUUAGGCCUUGAUCUAACCCUUGAAUCAUUCAACAAUCAUUGCAAUCAAGCUAUAGAAAGUAUUUGGGGAUCUCGUGAGAGUGAUGAAUUUCUUUGUGCAAAUUAUAUUGUGGCCCUUCACCAUAGCUUUGCCAUACUGACAGAACACAGCCAGUAUAUUGAUGAGAAAAUAUGUAUUGAAUGUAUUAAACUAAUUGAAAGUCUACUUGAAGUAUCUGCUGGGCAGAAUGCCCUUGAAAAGUUCUUCUGUGAUAUGGAUGCCGAUGAAACGUCAAGUGAAACCUCUCCAUCUAAACGUGAAAACCGUGGUAUUGUGAGCUUGAUUACAUCUGCAUCCAGAAAAAAUUUGUCAUCAGCCUACUCCAGUAGAAUUUUGAAAUUUCUUGUCAAAUUGUUUGAAUUGACAGAGAAAAAUUCGGACUCGAUCAGUUUGGUUCGCCUCUGCUCUUCGCUCACUCAUUUAAGAAACUUUACACCUCAAGAAAAUGAAACAUAUCUCCAAGCAUGGCUCAACAAGCUUUUUUGUUACAAAAGUGAUCUAGGAGAAUAUAAUUUCAUUACCCAAGAAAAUCGACAAGCCUUUCAAAGUUUAACAUCAUAUAUUGUUAAGGAAAAUUCCACCGUCGAUGAAGAAGUAGCCGAAUCUAUUCUUUCUGCCUUGAUACCUAUUGCAUCAAUCGUGCUAUCCUGUAGUCUAGAUGCUAAAGGUUUUCCUGAUUUACUUGCCACUAUGACUACACUAGCUAGUGCUGGUUCAGGAACAGGUCAUUUUGAGCUUGUUAAAGCAGUAUUUGGUUGGUUAGAUGUUUGUAGUAAAUAUCUUUCUCAGAAAGAUGUGCUAGAAAAACUGGAAAACAAUGUCACUGCAGGACGCCAUCAAAUUAUUAUUGAAUCAACCUGUUAUAUGUUAUCUUAUUUGUCUGAUGUAUUCGAAGCUUUCAAACUUCUCAAUAAUGAAAAUAAUUUAUCUGAUCGGCCACCUUCGCCAACAGAUGAAUCUAGUGGACUUGAUCUAGAAUCUGAGUGGGUAGAUGAUUUAACCUGCCUUGAUGAUGAUGAAUCAGCUGGAGAUGAAUCAGAUGAAGAUUCUUUGUGCAAUAAGCUUUGUACUUUUACCAUUACUUUGAAAAAUUUUAUGAACCAGCAUUGGUAUCAUUGUCAUACCUGUAAAUUAAUUGACGGGGUAGGUGUUUGCACAGUUUGUGCCAAAGUUUGCCACAAAGACCACGAUGUCACCUUUUCCAAGUAUGGCUCCUUUUUCUGUGAUUGUGGUGCUAAACAAGAUGGCUCUUGCUUGGCAUUAACCAAACGAACUCAAAAUAGCCAUGAUAAUGAACAAACAGCAUCUUAUCGGUUACCGGCAUAUUCAUGUAGUCAAGAUAAAAGUAGACGACGCCCUUCAUCACCUGAUGGAGAUUCCGCUGAUGAUAGAAUCAAACGUCAAGUGUCAUCUGAGAGUCAUGCAAGAUAUCAAGUUUUAGCUCGUCAAUUACAAUCAAGGAAACGUGAAUUGUUAUCCCUUUUAACAAGUCGAAACGUAGGCUCAACUAUAUUGGAUCUUUUAAAUGUAACAGUUCCUUCAAUUAUUAAAAACUGUCAAGCAAACUCAUCGAUAGGCUGUUCCAUUAGAGCGAAAAAAUCUCUAAAAGAUCUGCACGAGAAACCUAAAUCAAUUGAAUAUAAUGAUGUGCUUAUGGUACCAACCUUAGGUUCUCAAGAAGGAGCUUUCGAAAAUGUCAGAUUAAGCUAUUCAGGUGAACAAGGCCAAGCCAUUCGUCAACUUGUAUCAACAAAUGUUAUUCGUCGAGUUGCAAUGUGUGCUCUUGUCUCGCCCUUUGGUAAACGUCAACACCUCGCUGUUAGCCAUGAAAAAGGAAAGAUAACUCUUCUUCAACUAUCAACUCUUCUCAAACAGGCUGAUUGUUCAAAGAAAAAGUUCACCCUUUCACGAUUAGCCUCAGCGCCUAUACCUUUCACUGUUCUUUCAAUGGCCUCUAAUCCUUGCAAUGAAGACUUUCUUGCAGUUUGUGGUCUCAAAGAUUGUCAUGUUCUCACUUUCAAUCCCAACGGCAAUGUAUCUGGUCAUCUUGUUUUACAUCCAAUGCUUGAAGCUGGAAAUUAUCUAAUCAAGUCAGUUUGGCUACCAGGAACUCAAACUGAAUUAGCUUUGAUUACCAUGGAUUUUGUUAAAGUUUACAAUUUAAGUGUCGAUGUUAUUUCACCUCAAUUCUUCUUCUUACUACCAUCUGGCAAAAUAAGAGAUGUAACAUUUGUUAUAACUGAAAAUCAGCGUUACAUUCUUAUAAUAUCAUCAGCUGGUCACAUUUAUUCACAAAUUUUGAGUGAUGAAUCUUCUGCUCGCCACGGGCCUUUUUAUGUUACCAAUGUGCUUGAUGUAAAACACUCUGAUAUCCGAGAAACCUCAGGAGGUCAGAUAAAUUCUGGUGGAGUUUCUAUUUACUACUCACACAUGUUGCAACUUCUCUUUACGAGCUACUCAAACGGCAAAAGUUUUGUUGCUGCUUUAACUGAAGUAACAUCAGAGAUUUCUCAUCUCUUUCCCAUCGAAUUAUCAAACCCAAAUCGCGAUCAUGGAGCCUCGCCACCCUCUAAUGGUGGAUCAAAAAGUUCAUCUUCAUCACCAACUUCGACUGCACCUGGACCGCAACCUUUAUGUCAAUGGUCGGAAAUUCAGGGUCAUCCUGGGCUUGUUUGUGCUGUCUGUCAACCGACAGGUCAUCCUGUAAUUUUUAUGAUAAAAACUGAAAACAUUAUCAUUCAUGAGAUUCAAUUCACCAGCACGAAAUCCAAAAUAACUGAUAUGGUUCCAGUUAGACAUACAACAUCAGCAGGAGAACUCAGAACAACUUUGAUACUCUUGUGUGAAGACGGUAGCUUAAGAAUUUACAUGGCAAAUCCAGAAGGAACCAAUUUCUGGUUACAGCCAUCUCUUUGUUCCGCUUUUACCAAUGGAUCUGGCUUACCAUCAUUAGGUCUUAAAUCGUCAAAGAAACGAAAAUCAAACAAACCUAAUAAACUCAAUUCUGGAGGAACAACAUCCGGAGGAACUGUUAGUUUUCCAAUUGAUUUCUUUGAACAUUGUACACUUUUAACCGAUAUUGAAUACGGUGGAAAUGACGUUCUGCAAGUUUAUAACGUCCAACAGCUGAAAAAUCGUCUAAACGCUACUGGUAUGUACAUAGCAAGUACCAAACCAGAAGGUUUCACCGUCGAAGUAACAAAUAACGAUCCUUCCAUGGUAAUUGUUGGUGUGAGAAUAUUUCUCGGAACUCAAGAUACCAUUAAAGUUCCAUCUUAUAUUGAAAUCUUUGGAAGACCUAUUCAUGUCUACUUAACGCGAAAUCGUUGGUAUGAUUUUCCCCUAACUCGUGAAGAAUCGCUUAUGGCUGAUCGAAAAUUAAGCAUUUUCUUUGGUGCCAGUGGUGAUCCAAACAACAUCACAAUGGUUGACUCAAUUAAAGUUUAUGGAAAAACUAAAGAAGCCUUUGCCUGGCCUGAUGAAGAUGUUGAGAAUGUUGGUAAUACUGGAACUGAAUCAAUGAUUCAAAAUGUCUCCGAUUUUGAUAUAAUGAGUCUAGCUUCACCUUAUGCUACCCAAUUGUCAUCAUUAGACAGACUUCUCAGCUGCAUGUUGGAAGUACUUGAUGGCUCAUUUACUUUAGGAAUUGCCGGAACAUCGUUAGAAAAUAAACAACAAAUUCACAAACAAGCCUUGGAGAUUGUAACCAAUCUUCUUACCUAUCCAUUUCCAGUUCCUGUUCAUCAAAAUAUCAAAUAUCUUUUACUCACAUUGCACCAAAAUAAAAGUUCGUUCAAUAACCACCGAGAUGCUGCAAUUCUCAAUUAUGUGAUAAAGUCAUUGUCAGAAGCCAAUGCUGCCGGCGAAUUAGAUGGUGAAGCUUUUUAUCGUCUCAUUAUUUUGACUAAAUCGAUUGCCAUAUCAAGACCUGAAAAUCUCAUCAAAUUCAGUGAGUGCCUCACCCUUGCUAUGACUCAAUCAGAGCAACAACGAUUAACCGAAGAUCAAUCUGAUAACGCUGAUUUAAGCUCUAGUAAAAGUUGCUCCGAACUUUUAAGCCGAGCCAAGUCCAUUGAAGGGCCAAGUAAACCAACUAGACCUUCCGUUUUAGGAGCCCCACAAAGAUCUGUGUCAUUUGUCGAAACGGUUGCCAGUAAAGAUGGAAAAUCGGGUGAUUCUUUUCUCAUCUACCUCAGUGAUACCUUCUGGAAACUUUACUGUAUGCGACCCAAGAAUCCAUUAUUAACAUCCAUUGCCUCUUCUGGUCUUGUUCACGUUGAAGCUACUGUCCAAGUUCUUGUCGAAAUUAUUAUUGCCUUUACCCUGGUCGAUGUUAGCAACAUUGGCACUGCUUCACAAUUGUUGAUGAAACUUUUCCUCUGCAAAAACCCGGUUAUAAGUUUUGGAGCUAAACAAGCACUUAUACGUUUAUUAAGUCCAAAGGUAAGAAAACGAAAAGCUCCUACUUCAAUUUCAUCGGCAGCCUCAGCUACCGCCUCAGCCUCUACCUCUGCUCCCGGUGAACCCAAGAGUGUUAUCUCUACGUCUGGACCCGGUUCAAGUAGUUCUUGUCCUACCGGCUCAAAUGUUGCUAGAGCAUCUUCAAUGCCUUCCGACCAACCAGCUAGUCUUGAUAAUCAGAUGAAUCUUGACCCAUUCUCUCAACAUCUUAUUCAACAGCAAUUCGAGCUUAUUGAAGAACUUGAUCAAGUCGCGGCCCAAGGAUUGAUGAGAGUUAUUGAUGCACCUCUUCUAGAGUUUCCUGACGUUGACGAUCAAGAUGAUCCAAUGGCUGACCUCGCUAUUGUUUCAAGUCUUCAAGAACAAGCUGCAGCAGCUCGAGGUUUAUCUGUGAUUGAACAGUCAGCUGCUUCUUCAUCUGGAGGUCCUUCAUCUUCACAACGAGGAGGUAGUUUAGAGGAUAGAAGUCAUUAUUCAGACACAACAGCGUCAGCUGCUGGCUCUGAUGACGAAGGAUCCACUGCGGCAACUGAUGGGUCAACUUUACGAACAAGUCCUGUUGCCAAUGAAACCGAAAAUGUGGCCGAUGGUGGAGGAUCUGAAAGUGGUGCGAGUGGCGUUGAAUCUGUUAUUGGUGAACAUGUUGCCUCUGGUCGCAGCUCAACUUAUGGUGAUGAUGCAGCUGCUAAAGGACAACCUCGUGAAUCACAAGAAACGGGAUCAGAAAUAACUGAAAGUGAAAAGCCCGAUUCAACCAGUCACAAGUUACACAAUAUAAGACUUUACCUUCUCGAAAAACUUGUCGGCAGUCUUUCCGAGAUUCGUGGUAUUGGUGGAAUCCAUUCAGUUUCCAUGAUGCAAGUUAUAGUCAUGUUAUCAUCCGAUUUAGAUUGCAGUAUUGAAAAAGAUAAAGCAGUUUUCAUGUCUCUGCUCAAUGCACUUAUCAAUGAGCUUCAUCAUGGUUGCCGUGAUGCUAAACAAUUAAUUGAACGAACCCCAGAGAAUGAAGUUAAACUGAUAAUUAUGCGUCUUCUUAGUAUUUUAAUGACUCGAAUGAAAUCAACUAGUUCUGGUUCAUCUAAGUCAACCCAUGAUCCAGCUGAAAGUUCAUUUGGGUUAUGCUCGUUAUACACUGCCCAAUCUCUUUUAAAUUCAGAGACACUCGACCUUUGCUUACAGACUCUUAUUAACCUGAAAGAUUAUUGGAAAAACAUACAACCCGAUAUUGAAUCAUCUUCUCGAAGUAGUUUCAAUCAAUCCAUGCAACCAAUUCAAACUGGAACUCCAACAACAACUGCACCUUUAAAACCUCGAAAUCUUACUCCAGUACCAGACAUGUCGCCUUUCUUUUUAAAACAAUUUGUCAAAAGUCAUUCUGAUGAUAUAUUUGCCACUUAUCCUCAGCUGUUAACAGAGAUGGUUUUAAAGCUUCCUUAUCAGAUCAAGAAAAUAUCAAACUCCUAUUCAGCUACUAAACAAAUAGCGUUUCCUCAUGCCUGGUUAGAUGUUCUUUGUGAAUAUAUGAUGAUUCAAUUGGCACCUAUGAUUCGUAAACAGGUUCGCAAGUUGCUUAACUUUAUCUGUGGAUCAAAGGAAAAAUAUCGCCAAGUUCGUGAUUUUCAUGCUUUGGAAUAUCAUUUCAAUGAGAUAAAGAAAAUUUGCCAACAAGGAGGUUUCAAUGAAACAAGUGAAACGACUGGAAGACAGGGAGUCAUUAUUUCAUUAACUUAUGAUUCUACCAUAGUUCUUAUAGAGCAUCUCAAGGCAUGCUGUGAUAUUGCUUCUUCUCGAACCUUGAAUUGGCAAAAAUUCUGCCGCAACAUUUCAACAUUGACCUUUUUCAUGCGUGCUAGUUUCCUUCUGGAUGAAGGAGUUUCACCAAUUUUCCUUCAACUUUUACAGUAUGCUUUAUGCAGGCCAAUACAAUCGUCCAGCUCAGUCAAGUCUGAAGGUGGCAUCAAAGUUCCGGUAACUAUACUUCAAGGCAGCACAUCUGUAUCAUCAUCAAUGCCACCUGAAUCUACUGAUAUUGCCAGUCGUGAACAAGCCAAUUUAGCAGCCCUACUUGCCCAACAAUUUAUCACUCAAUUGGAUAGAACACUGUUAAAUCAAUUUAUCCAAUGUUUUCUGCUUGAGUCAAAUUCAUCAUCCCUCCGAAUGCAAACUCAUUCACUGAUCUUCAAUAUGUAUAAAAAUAUCGAUGAACCAGCUCAUCAUAAAAUAUUGUUGGAAAUUUUGUGGUCUCUUUGGGAUAAAGUUCCCUGUUAUGGUCGUAAAGCUGGUCAAUUUGUAGAUUUGCUGGCUUACUUUACACUGAAAUCAAAUAUACCCGAAGAGAAGGAAGUUGAAUAUAGAGAUAAAGCCCUCUCUAUUUUACGUCACCAAAACAAAUUACUCAUUAAUCAUCCAAAUUCAGCCCUUUACAACAGCUUGCAAAAUUUAGUUGAAUUUGAUGGUUACUAUCUUGAAUCCGAACCCUGUUUGGUAUGCAAUAACCCUGAAGUUAGUUACAGUAACAUGAAGCUGUCAUCAGUCAAAGUUGACUCUCGAUUCACUACAACAACUCAAAUUGUUAAACUUGUCGGAAGCCACACAAUAUCUAAAAUAUCUCUACGAAUUGCUGACAUUAAGCGAUCCAAAAUGGUCAAGACUCUCAUCAUCUAUUACAACAACCGAUCCGUUCAUUCAGUUGUUGAACUUAAAAAUAAAACCGGAAUAUGGCACAAGGCUAAAAAAUGUCAACUUGCCUCUGGACAGACUGAAGUUAAAAUUGAAUUUCCUCUGCCCAUUGUUGCCUGUAAUUUGAUGAUUGAAUAUGCAGAUUUUUACGAAAACAUUCAAGCCUCCUCUGAAACUCUUCAAUGUCCGCGUUGUUCAGCCUCGGUCCCAGCAAAUCCUGGUGUUUGUGGUAAUUGCGGUGAAAAUGUAUUCCAGUGUCAUAAGUGUAGAUCCAUUAAUUAUGACGAAAAAGAUCCCUUUUUGUGCAACUCUUGUGGUUUCAGUAAAUAUGCCAAGUUUGAUUACACGUUAACAGCUAAACCAACCUUUUCGGUUGAUCCAAUUGAGAAUGAAGAAGAUCGCAAAAAGACAGUUCAAACAAUCAAUACACUUCUCGAAAAAGCUGAUAGAGUGUAUAAAGGAUUAAUUGCCAAUAAACCAACUCUAGAAUUGUUAUUAUUGCGUAUUCAAGAGCAUGGAUUUAUGGACAAAAUGUCUGAUGAAGCUUUAGGUAUUGUGCCUUCUGGAUCUGGUUACCCUUCAACUGGUCCAAUUAAUGUUCCAACUAGCAAUUCAUCGAGUCAUGUUAAUCGAGCUAUUCAACAAGUUGCUCAUAAAUAUUGUGUUGAAUGUAAAGGAUCCUUUGAUGAGCUUAGUAAAAUCAUUCAAAAAGUUUUGGCCUCUCGUAAGGAGCUAGUCGACUAUGAUAAUGUUCAACGAGACAGCAUAACAACCACUACCAAAGUAUCAACAAAUGGUAAAGGAAGUGCCACUCGGCGUGAUUCAAAAUUUGUCGUUUCUCUUGCUUCAGCUUCUGGUCGAUGUUAUGGAUGUGCUUGUGCCGUUGUUGAACUUUGUAUAACCCUUCUCAAAGCCUUAGGAACUCAACUCAAAUACCGAAAAUUACUUUGUAGCAGUGGGUUGUUGCAACAAUUGGUUGAUUAUAAUUUACGAACCGGUAGCAGUUCUGUGCGACAAGAAGUUCGCCAGUUACUUGUCACUCUUACUUUGGACAACCCUGAAGCUACUGACCAACUCAAUGAUAUGCUUAUGUACAAAAUAAUUGCCUCACUAGUGUCACCCUCAUCCAUGCGACACGACUUAACUUCAAGUGUUCGCCAUGAGAUUGCUCUUCUCAUCUGUUCCCUUGAAAGAGAAGAUUCGUGCUGGGAAAAGCGACUCCGUUGUGUUUUGCGUCUUUUCCGUGUCAGUUUAUCCUGCAACAGUCCUUCUGUCCUUGAAUCAAUUACACUCCCGUGUUUAAAAUUAUUGAUUAAUCUUAUCAAACCAGAUUCUUUCGUGAUGAAGAAAAAAGAGAAAACCAUUGAACAAAUGGCAGGUAUGACAAUUCGUGGAAGUCAAAUUAGUGUUGAUCUUAAUAAGUGGUUAGCUGAAGAUAAUGAUCAUAAUUUCAAUGUUUGGAAAAAACGAUGUGCCAAAAGUUGCGUCUCUCUUCCCUCCGUAUCAGGCGCUCGCGAAAAACUAGGAAAAUCCAAAGAAAUUGUUCGCUCAUUCUUUUUAAUGGAAAAAUAUGGAAACCGGUGGAAGGAAAAGACAAUUGAAAAAGGUCAUUUCAAAAUUGAAUGUAAACUUAUUGGAAAUAAUUGGCUUCGAUCAGUUUUAUUCAACAAAUUUUCACGAACUGUUCGUUUAAUGGCUUGCUCAUUGGUUGGAGCCCUAUUCCAGACCCCUAGUCGAAGAAAAGAAUUGAUUGACAUUUUAACCUGUUAUCUUGAUGAACUUGGCAUUGCUCGUGAAUAUUCGCAAGAAUUUUUCACCCUUUAUCACAGUCUUAUCCGACAAGAUCAUUGGAAAUAUUAUCUUGCCUUGAAAGGAGUUUUACUUCACCUGGGUUCUCUGAUAACUAAUGAAAUUGAAAAAUUGAAUGAAUUGGAAGAGAUAACGCUCAACUCUGAUCUCUCUGAAGGAUGUGCCUUGAAAAUGCUUGUUGAUCUUCUCACAGUAUUUGUUGACGUUCCGUCAAUUCGCAAACAAUACAAAUCACGUCUAGUGGCAUUCAUACUUAAUGGAUAUCUUUCCUUAAGAAAAUUGGUUGUCCAGCGAACCAAAAUUAUCGAUGAAACUCAAGAUAAUUUACUUGAGCUGCUCGAAGAGAUGACCACUGGAACUGAAAGUGAAACUUCUUCAUUUAUGGCUGUUUGCGUUGAAGCUGUUAACAAAUGUAAAUUAGAUGAUCUGAGAACACCAGUGUUCAUUUUUGAGCGCCUAUGUUCCAUAAUCUAUCCCGAAGAAAAUGAUACAUCUGAAUUUUUCAUCAAUUUGGAAAAAGAUCCCCAACAUGAAGAUUUCUUACAAGGACGAAUGCUUGGCAAUCCUUAUCCAUCAACCGAACCAGGAAUGGGUCCUUUAAUGAGAGAUAUUAAAAACAAAAUCUGCCAAGAUUGUGAGCUAAUUGCCUUAUUGGAAGAUGAUUCAGGUAUGGAACUGCUAGUCUGUAACAAGAUUAUCAGUCUGGAUUUACCAGUGGAAGAAGUGUACAAGAAAAUUUGGUUAACGGAAAACAACGAGACUGAGGCCAUGAGGGUAAUUUAUCGGAUGAGAGGUUUAAUGGGAGAUGCAACUGAAGAGUUUAUUCAAACCUUGGACUCUAAAAACAAUGAAAACGUUGACAAUGAGCAAGUAUUUAAAAUGGCCAAUGUAAUGAGUGAAUGUGGUGGAUUGGAAGUGCUGUUACAACGGCUUGCUGUAAUUCAAGAUCUGUCUGCACGAAGUCGUCCUUUGCUCCUGGUUUUACUUAAAUUGUUUGACUAUUGUGUUAAGGUUAGACAAAAUCGUCAAACUUUAAUUGAUCCAUCUUUGAAAGCAAUUAAUGUCCUUUUGAAUACCUUAAAAAUGGCCAUUAUUGCUGAUCCCAAUGAUUUGGCUUCUUGUGUUGGAGGAGGUUUCUCUUCGGCUGGUAAACCCAAUGUCUUGGAAAUGAUUCUUGUCAUUAUGGAAAGUAUUUUAGUUGAAGCUUCAAAACAAUCUCGAGAAGAGUAUGAUCGUUUCUAUCAUGAAACUUGUGGUGCAAAAGAUGAUAUUAAAUUUCUUCUCAAUGCUGCUGAACAUGAAAAUGUGCGACACAACACCAAUGUCAUGCACAUGUUAAUGAAAGUAAUACCAUUGUUAACAUUGGGAGAUAAAGAAAAAAUGGCAACUCUUUUAGAUCACUUUAGACCUCACCUCAAUUUCAACAAGUUUGACUUUGAUCAUACACCAGAAAAUGAUUUCCGUAUCGAUUGUUUCUGUGUUAUGCUUCAUGGAAUUGAGAAAAAUGAAAAUGGAAAUCGUCUCAAAGACUUCAUUCUAAAUGAAGACAUCGUUUCCAAUGCACUGGCUUACCUCAAAAUUCAUGCUCCUCCCGUUAAAUCAGCCCUUCUGGCAACAUCAGAAGAAUGGAAAGAAUUUACUCAACGACCAGUGUUGAAAUAUGUCCUUCGUAUGUUAACCGGUCUUUGCUCUGGUCAUCCAAGUAGUCAAAUGCUUGUAGCAGCUGAAUCAAUACCUGUUAUUCAUGGUCUUGAACAAGUUUCCUCAGAUUCUCAUGUUGGCAGUCUAGCUGAGAUGCUUUUGGAAGCAUUGAAAUAUCAAAACUCGGUGGUUUCAGAAAAGAUUGAACACGUUCGUAAACAAACUAAAGAAGAGAAAAAGAAACUUGCCAUGGCAGUCAGACAGAAACAACUGGGUGAACUGGGAAUGAAAGCAAAUGAACGUGGACAAGUAAUGGCCAAAAGUUCCAUCCUAAGGCAGGUUGAAGAUUUGGGUGAAGAGCAAGGUUUGAGUUGCAUCAUUUGUCGAGAAGGAUACAAAUUUCAACCCUCAAAGGUACUUGGAAUUUACACUUUUACCAAGGAAUGUCCAAUUGAACAAUUUGAAUUGAAGCCCAGAAAAACCAUGGGCUACUCAACUGUAACUCAUUUCAAUGUGGUUCACGUUGAUUGUCACAUGGCUGCUGUGAGGCAUGCAAGAGGACGAGAUGAAUGGGAAUCGGCUGCUCUUCAAAAUGCCAGUACCAAGUGUAACGGUCUUUUGCCCCUUUGGGGUCCAUCAGUUCAAGAAUCUGCCUUUGCUUCUUGCCUUGCUCGUCACAAUACUUACCUUCAAGAGUGUACAGGUCGUCGAGACAUUAGCUAUUCGUGUACCAUUCACGAUUUAAAACUAUUGUUGCUUCGUUUUGCUUCUGAAGAAUCUUUCUCUUUGGACUCUGGUGGUGGUGGACCUCAAUCAAAUAUUCACCUAAUACCCUACAUGAUUCACAUGGCUCUCUAUGUUAUCAACACCACACGAUGUGCAGCUAAAGAGUCUAAAAAGAUUACAGCUUCUUUCCUUGAUUUGCCUCCGUCCAAAUGGGUUGAAAAUUCAUUUGAAGCUGACAGUCCCUUCUAUUGGACAACAAUUUCUCUGGUCAUUCAUCCUCCCUUCUUUUGGAAAAAACAUCGACUUACCUUUUUAAAGCGUCUAUUAAUUGCUGCCCAAGCUCGCCACAUUACACCCAAAGGAGCAAACCAUUUGAUUGAUAAUCGGCCGCUUGAUUAUUCAGUUUACAAAUCAUCACUGAUAUUUUUUGCUCUAAUCGAUUCCCUUUAUUCAAUAAUGUUUAAAAUGGUUCUGCCUAAAGCUGAUGAAAACUCGGGUGUUUCCUGUGAAACCUGGACCCUGGCUUUAGCUGAAUACAUACGAAAUAAUGAUCAAGCUCUCCUGGAAAAUGGUGACAAAUUGUUACGAUUUUAUGAGCAAGAUUUACUUCUUUGCCAAUCAUUUUAUGAAUUAAUUGAUGUUCUUGCACUUCAUCAUUUGGUACCUGAUCCAGACACUUUUCUUGAAUCAUGUUUCCGUUUACCUUUAAAUUGAUAACAAAUAAGCAACACACACACACACAAACAAGACAGCAAAACAUAAGAAUAUAAUUCACUAAACCCGAAAAAAACUCAAAAAUUGUAAUUCAGUUCAAGUGCAUUCAAUGACAUUAAACAUUUCAUUUGUAAACUAUUAUCAUAACCAAAAUUAAAGUUGAUUGCUAAUAAUAAAAUAAAUAACACUCAAUUAUUAUUAA
Messenger RNA from Tetranychus urticae (two-spotted spider mite), 13375 nucleotides. RefSeq names its product E3 ubiquitin-protein ligase-like protein poe (gene poe). The record is from RefSeq and is a predicted model, not a curated record. NCBI's taxonomy places the organism in Eukaryota, Metazoa, Arthropoda, Arachnida, Trombidiformes, Tetranychidae. Gene Ontology annotation, molecular function: protein binding; zinc ion binding.